CGUGUUUCACCUUGAAUUCGGAAGACAGACGAUCCCAGUCCCACUCUUCAUACACCCAGGACGAUCCUAUCAUCCUAGUCCCAGAAGCGCGCGGACCAAUUCAACCCUCUUAUUUAAAAAAAAUACCACCUGCACGUGGCAUCAUCAACGCAAUGUUGACGUGACGAGCAGUUGUUGAGUUUUCUGCGAACUUGCGAAGAGUACAGUGAAUAAAUAUCGAACUACUUUCACAUCUCGAGUGGCCUGUCAACCAUCUAAGUUAGAGUCGGUGUAUGAGUAGCAGACAACCAGCUCGACAUUUAACUCGUCGCCUCUCAUAAGUCCAGCCAAACGGUUCCGGCUUGUUAACUAGUAUCAUACUAUCAUCUUUCGUUCCCCCAAAAAAAAAAGUGAGAGAGAGAGAGAGAGAGAGAGAGAGGUAGAGGCUGAUCAAAGGAGCAAUGGUGUUCUUUUGUUUCCUUGUGGAUCAGAAGCGGGAGGUGUGUAACAGCAAACCAGCGGCCGGAAUCUGCUCGAGGUGCGGAGGUGGGGCCAGCGUUGCCGAUAUGAGAACGGCGACCAGAUUCUGUUACGUUCCAUUCUACUGGAAAUCCUGGCGAGCUAUCAUAUGCACUUUCUGCGGAGCCAUUCUUAAAUCUUACAGAUAAAAUGUUUCUCUCUGGAGCUCUAUUAUAAUUCCAAUUUUAAUCUCUUACUUUUGUUUUUCAUCCGAUCGAGUUGUAUAAUCUAUAUGUAUAUGUAUAUUGAAUCUAGGGCUGUUUUGGCCUUCGUGGCUACUUGAAGAGAUAUAAUUAGUGUUUAGUGUUUGUUGCUGAAAAUAUAGAACGAAAAUACAAAAUUUAUGCUUCUUCUUAA
Molecule: messenger RNA, 855 nt
Organism: Nelumbo nucifera (sacred lotus)
Lineage: Eukaryota; Viridiplantae; Streptophyta; Magnoliopsida; Proteales; Nelumbonaceae
Source: RefSeq, a predicted model, not a curated record